UUGUUUGAUUAUUCACUAAAAGUGUCAAAAUUACAACAUGAAGACAUACAUCCAAAAUUUUAUCAAAAAAUGAAUGUUGGUCGAGCAUUUCGCUUUUUCAGUAAUGAUACAGCUAUAGCUAUGGAGCUAUAUAGUGCAACAAAUGUAAAUCUAAAAGACUGUAAUAAUAGCAUAGUUUUAAUAAAUAAAUGCAUUAAGGAUUUCUAUAUCUACUUGACGGAUUGGGAAACUAGAGCCAAAAGUUUAAAUUAUGAAUUUAUUACUGAUAAUACAUGUUAUGGACUUAAAGUUUCUUUAAAAGCGUCAUUGGAGUUAUUACAGUUUUUGGUCAAUGAAUGUGGGUAUACAUAUCUUAUGACUUCUCGCUUGAACCAAGAUGCUCUUGAGGUACCUAAUAAUUUAAUAUUUUAUUCUAGAUUCUUUGGUAUGAUGAGAAGUGCUUGUGGUUCAAAUGAUCAUCCGGAUUCUGUCUUAUUUAUUCAAAUGUUUCGUCUCAUCAGCACAUACUCAUUAAUUAAACCACCAAAAAAUAGUAAUGUAACUGGUGGAGAAAUGAUUGAAACAUUAAUAAAUAUUCAAGAUUUAUCAAAUGUGAAUGUAACAAAAGAUACACUAGAAGGAGAGUUAGAUUCAAUUAUAGACAAAGGCCAGUUUGAAGAACUUCCUGACGUUAUAGCAUUAAUGCAUGACCAUGAUUAUAGGUCUACCAGUACUUCAAGUCAAGUAUUAUCAUACUUAGCAGGUUAUAUAGCUAGAAAGGCAAACCGAUUCACUAAGUGUAAAAAAUGUCUCUCUAGUUUAAGAAACGAUUGUUUGUCUUCAUCUAGAGACAAACUUAUAGACAUGCGAUCAAAGGGCAACUUAAUACAUUCAUCAAAUAAUCUAUUUAAUUUAAUUUCUACUUUAGAAAAAUCGACACUAGAAGCAUUAAAAAAUGAAGAACUUAAUAUGAAUACUUUACUAACUAUUACGGAAAUGAUUGAACAAGGGGGAUUCAAUCCAAUUGGUAGGUUUUGUAGAUCAUAA
Molecule: messenger RNA, 1026 nt
Organism: Myzus persicae (green peach aphid)
Lineage: Eukaryota; Metazoa; Arthropoda; Insecta; Hemiptera; Aphididae
Exons: 4
Coding region: 70-1026 (318 amino acids)
Source: RefSeq, a predicted model, not a curated record